Molecule: messenger RNA, 888 nt
Organism: Rhizopus microsporus ATCC 52813
Lineage: Eukaryota; Fungi; Mucoromycota; Mucoromycetes; Mucorales; Rhizopodaceae
Exons: 2
Coding region: 405-566 (53 amino acids)
Source: RefSeq, a predicted model, not a curated record
AGGGGCAACUUUUGUUUAUUUUUGCUUUCUUUCUGUCUUUUUUCUGCCUUUUUUUAUUUUACCUUAUUGGUAAUGUUUCACGUAUAAACAACAACCUUUUACAACCAAUAUUUAACAAAAUAAAUAACAAAUACGUAUCAAAGUCGCGCCCCGCUAAUUCUAAACUCGCUACUUCUUUGCAAAGUAAUUCCAAAUUAUAUAUCGCAUACACAGAAAAUAUUGUCGUACAACACAAGUAGAUCCAUCUCCGUGUAAAAACACUCUCGUUUUCGUAAUUGUUCAUUCUGUUUGCUUUUUUUAUAGAAACGAUCAUAUAGUAUAUCUUGGGAGAGUAGUUCUGGAUCUGUCCCCCCAAACUAAUAUAAAUAAUGAUGAGAGUAGCGGAAUCUAAGAGUUGCUACACAAUGGACACUGACCAAGAUAAGGUCAGUUUUUUCAAGCUAAUGUCUAAAAAGAUCUCGAGCGUGUCAUCUGCUGCAAAUUACACUCUCUCAUCUGUAACUAUGAACGUCACAGUAUGCACAUUUUUAAAAAGGUGUUGGUACUUUUGUGUAUUCGGCCAUUGAAUCUUGGGUACUCGGACAUACACAAACCUUGGUGCCUGGAUAGUCCUUUCUUUUCAACUCGACACAUUACGAACAGCAUUGACCUAAUUUCCUAUUAAAGCUAUUACUAUAAUUUACCCAUGUUCAUGAAAUUAUAGACCAUUGAAGACGUUUCAUUCCAUAAAGUUUAAUGUAGGACACUUAAAGAACGGUUAGCAAUAUUACGUAUGUUCUAUCCACUUCUUCAAGGAUAGCACUUCCCUUUUUAAGAAAAUAUGAGCUCAAGAGCAAAAGUUGAAAAGAGAGCAACGUGUAUACACUGCAAAAAAAAAAAAAAAAAAAA